GCAGUUUAGUUCUGCUUUUUUUUUUUUUUUAAUAACGUAUGCCGAAUUUGACAGUCGAAAUUACCACAGCAUUUAGUAAAGAAGGAGCUCGGUAGCAUUACCCAGAAGGGCAGUGUCACAUUAGUUUGCUGGAAGAGACAGAUUGUGAAUUGGGUUUGGUGUAGUGAACACCGUGACGACGCUAAGCGCAUUUGCGUUCAAAGAUUAGCCUGUGACCAAGAUACAAACAUUCGAGUCGAAAUGGUUAUCUUUAUUUGUAAUGUCCGGUAUUUCAGACAGGACUCAGAUUGGUUAAUAUUGUAUUUUUAGUAAGAGCUGACUGGCUUCAGUCAGACUGAACAGAGUCUGUCAUGGUUGUCACUGUUCUCCUCCUACUGAGCUGUCUUCUACUUGCUCAAGCUCAAAACUGUUCCAGACCUGUCGGAGGACCCAACAUGGAUUUGAGGGACAAGGACAUUGUUUCAUCAACAUUCCCAGAUGGAAGCAAAGCCUCUUUUAAGUGUAAUGUGGGCUACAGGCCUGAAGGAGGGUCUGCAACCAUCACUUGUACCGCUGGGAGGUGGAGUCCUGUGCUGCUCAGAUGCCAGAUUGCGAGCUGUGGCCCACUUGAAGAUGUGGUUAAUGGAAUUAUUGACUACCCUAACGAUGCAGUAUUUGGUGAAAAAGCUGUGAUCACUUGUAAGCCAGGUUUCAUAUUGGUUGGUAGUAGUGAAAUCACUUGUGGAGACCAAGGCUGGAUGGAUAGGAUACCUGUAUGUGAAGUGGUCCAAUGUGAUCCGCCAGCUGAUAUUAUAGAUGGCAAAUUCAGUCCAAGCAAAGAAUCCUAUGCAUACCGUGAAGUUGUACAGUACACCUGUAAAAGUGAUUAUACAAUCAAUGGAUCAAAAUCAUUAUCAUGUUCUGAGGAUGGGACAUUCAAGCCUGCUGCUCCAACAUGUACCAGGGUUCAAUGUAAAGAUCCUGAGAUUGAAAACGGUGGCUAUAAAGAGGGUGCUCGACCUCCAUACAAACACUCGUCUUCAGUGACGCUCCAGUGCAACUCUGGGUACGUCAUGAAAGGAACACCUUUCCUGACAUGUGACAUAAAUAGUCAGUGGUCACCUGCACUUCCAGAAUGUGAACUGGUUGAAUGUAAAGAACCCAAGAUUGAAAAUGGUAAAUGGAAGGUGGGUUCUGGGCCUCCACAUAAAUACUCAUCCACGGUGAUGCUCGAGUGCGAGUCUGGAUACAGUAUAAUAGGAGAAUCUACCCAGAGAUGUGACAAAAAUGGUCGGUGGUCACCUGGACUACCACAAUGUAAACACAGUGGUGGUGGUGGUGGUGGUGAUGAUGCUGGUGGUGGUGGUCGUGGUGGUGGUGACACCAUUAGCGGAGGUGCUAUAGCUGCCAUAGUAAUUGCACUUGUUGGUGCAUCUGCUGCUGGCCUUGGUUAUCUAUACUUCCGGAAAAAGAAACGCUCUCGGAGAGAAAAUACUGACAAUGAGGCUACAAAGGAGGGAGAGGAUGUAGCACUCUCGUAACAGCUGCAGUCCUGUUGGUACAACAUUACUGGCUGUAAAAUCCACUGCAUAAGAAGAGGCAUGUCCCUGGACCAAUCUCUGAAUGAAUCUCCCUGUGCAGUGCGGACGGCAAGAAUUUCUAAAAAAUCUCUUUAAAUUUGUUUCUGAAUGCCAGUACUCAGAAACUUUUGCAUAUUUAUCCCAAUCCUUUGAGUUUCUGCUGUAAGUGGAUUUUCAGAAUAGGUCAUAAUAAUAACCACUUCUUGUUCUCCAAACAGUUUAUCUAUUCUGGACAUGAUGAAGGAGGUUCUUGUUUAUUAGAGAAGGUUAAUUGCCACAUUGACUUUGAACUUUUUGCACUAUAAAACAGAGCACAUCUCAGCUUGGCCAUUGCCUUAAGCCUGUAAAAUCACUGUUCAUCGUUGGAAAUAAAUUAAGUUAGAACAAAAAAAAAAAAGAAGAAAAAAACAGUUAUAGUUUGAUGCUUAAUAACUAAGUGGAUACCCUUACAUCUGAAAGUCGUAGCUGCAAGUGAAAUGGUUGAUGCCCCAGCAAAGUUUUGUAUGUAUAGAAAAGUGGCUCCUCGAUGACAAACCAGUCCUUCAGUCUUAAAGACAAAGCUUCCAUCUUUAUAGAGGAGACUUUGGGGUCUGUAAAACAGUCCCUAGCAUAGUGCCUGAACGUAUGGUAUAUGUAAUAUGCCUUAAUGCAAAAAAAGUGUUUCAGUGUGUUGUGUGUAAACUGCGUAUUUGAGUUACACAAAUGUUAAUUAACUUGUUUGUGUCAAAUAAAGACUCAAUUCUGAGCCUACUUUAAACUAAAGUUUAUACCAAAAAAUUACCCAUGGUUAAUGGUGGGACUCUGGUUUGUGCUGUGUAGUUCAAAUUCAGUAAUGGUACAUGUCCACAGGGGCUCUUUUCCAAGAAUUAAAUAUGUGAAGGAGAUGCGACUAGGCAAUGUCAUGAUAGGUGAUUGACAGGUAGCCAGUGCAGGCUGCAUCUGAUUGGACACAUACUGCACUGCCCUUGGAUUUCAAACAGGCUGCUGGAUGCCCUUGAUUUGCAUAAAGUAGCUUAGAUUUUAACUAAAUGCAAAUGAGGAGGGGGAAACGUGACGCUACCAGAAUGCAUUGCACAGCUGCUUACAUAGACAACGAACGAGAAGCACUGAAAUGAUGGCGCCUGUUGAUAUGUACCAUAAGCUGUCCUUGGAACAAAAUAUCUUUUAUUUUUAAUAACAUAAAUUCAGGUUUUAUUCCCCCCUAAAUUAUUGUUCUUGUAGAUAUCUCUUGUACAGUGGAUUAUUCUUUUUAUCAUUUGUUCACCACAAACUGUCCAGGAGAUGAGAACGAAUAUCCAGAACAUCAGGACACAGAUAUGGUGUGUGUGUCGUUACAUAAAGUUGUGAAGAAUGUAACUUCUGACAAUUUUGCACUUGCUUUGCUUUUUUGCUUUCUCUUUAUUUAUUUAUUAGAAUAAAAAAAUGUCACAUCGAGCCCCACAAAUGUCACUGUGAGAGUUUUAUUACGGGUUACAUUUGUGUUCCCUGGCAACACUCAGAAAACCCCAGAAACUCUGCCAAUAGUAUCAAAAAGGGCAGAUGAUGUGACACUUUACAUGAUGCCUUUAUUACUCAUUGUGCAUCUUAAAAGGCCAGUUUCCAACAGUAUCCAGCUGCUAGUUGUGGCUGUGAUGGCGAAGCUUUGGCCAGAUAUAUGGUUAUUGUGAGGACUUUUGCUCAAUCUGUGGUGCUAUGGAUAUGUCCAGCUGUUACUCUCUGGUGCUUCUAUGACAGACGUGUUCAUUUGAGGGUAAUGCAACGUUCAGCCAGCAAAACCAUCGCUGCACCCACCCUACUGUUGUAUGCAGUCAGCGUUACAAGCAUUAAAAAAUGACUGUCACAGCCAUAUUAAUUACUAAGGCUAGAGCAACAGCUGUAAAUAAUAUUGUAUCAUAGUACGGCUCAUACAGUCGUAAUUACAGAGAGUCGGUGCACCCUCAGCAGCACCUGUAGCCAUUAUUACAAUUAUGGCUGUGGCGUUCAUUUUUACUGGUUAAAACGCCGACUACAUGCAGCAGUAAUGUAGUGUGUAGUUGUGCUGACAGAAGCUACUCUUACUGAAGCCCUGUAUAAACAAAUGCAUCUGUCAUAGCAGCAUCGCAGGUUCCAACAACUGGACAUAUCCAUGGCACCACAGGCUGAACUACAGCAAUAACUGAAGUCAAAACAGUAACCAUAUAUCCAGCUGCACCUGUGCUCACAUGCAGCAGCUGGAUACUGUAGGAGACUGGCCUUUCAAAAGGGAUAAUUAGUAAUAAAUGCACCACGUGUCACAUGGUCUAUCUUUUCCAGAGUGUUUCUGUAAACUGAUGGCGUAUUAUCACGAGACCUGCUCAACAAAAUGUUUGUAUAUAUCAGAAAGAACGAAAAGUGUACUUUGAAGGAAAGCAAAGCUAUUGUGAGGGAAUGCAAAUCAAUACAAUCUCGCUGUUACCCAUGCAGGGCUCUGUAGCGUCAGAAUAUCUACGUUUUUGUAUUGUUUUCAAGCAGACAUGAUUGUGUUUAUACUGGCACUAAGUUUUGUAAUUGGUUAAUGAAAUAAAAUAAGAGAAACAAACAA
Molecule: messenger RNA, 4119 nt
Organism: Stegastes partitus (bicolor damselfish)
Lineage: Eukaryota; Metazoa; Chordata; Actinopteri; Pomacentridae
Product: complement receptor type 2-like
Exons: 12
Coding region: 351-1520 (389 amino acids)
Source: RefSeq, a predicted model, not a curated record